Messenger RNA from Drosophila willistoni, 2979 nucleotides. It is a transcript of the gene Fbxl4, whose product is annotated as F-box/LRR-repeat protein 4. Lineage: Eukaryota; Metazoa; Arthropoda; Insecta; Diptera; Drosophilidae. Gene Ontology annotation, molecular function: protein binding. The transcript has 9 exons. The coding region runs from base 733 to 2844 and encodes 703 amino acids. The record is from RefSeq and is a predicted model, not a curated record. Gene Ontology annotation, cellular component: SCF ubiquitin ligase complex. Gene Ontology annotation, biological process: SCF-dependent proteasomal ubiquitin-dependent protein catabolic process.
UUUCGUUUUCGUUUUGUUAUCAAAAUUAACAAGUAAAUUUAGGUGCAUAACGCAAAAAUAAAAAAAGAACAACCACAACAAAGAAGGGGCGAAAGCAGAAAAGAAAUCAGCAACUUGGUCGAAAGGAGAAUUCAUUAAAGUCAAAAACUGGCCCACCUCCAACACGAAUAGAGCAGAAAUCAUUUCCAUUCAACACCCCCCCAGCCCCCGCUCACAGAGUGCAGUGUCGCGCCAAUAUUAACGUAAACAAAGUGAAGAAAAACAACAGAAGUACAAGCGCAAUUGGUAUCAGGAGGAGGAGGAGAAGGAUUACGAUAUAUGUACUAAUUGGAUUAACAUUUUACAAAACAGCUGCGGGUGAGGCCUAAGCCUGACAAAGCAACAUCAUCGACAUCGACCAAAACCAAGACGAGCAGCAACGUGACCAUUAGUUUUAACAUUAACCUUGGCCUAAGCAGAAUCAAUCAGAAACGGGACACGCAAACGCAGUUAGAGUGGCUCAGACACUGGCAUUGCAAAGAAGAGGACCAACGACUCUGGCUCGGUUAUGCCCAACGGUCGGUACGGUGGCCCUGGAACGUGUCAGCGGAAGUGCGGCAACAUUACCCAUCUCUAUCGCUCUCCAACGAUACGCUGAGACUGACCUACGGUCUCGGCUUGGUGGCGGAGGUCGAGGAGGAGCCGGUAACGGAGAGGGAGUCGAAGGAGAGACAACUCAAUUUGGCUACAAUUAUGUCUAUGCUGGCCUAUGCAGAAUCAGCCACCAGCUCAUCGAGCGACACCGAACCGGAUGCCCAAGUCGAUUUUACCACCAUGCUGGUGCAACGUCAACGAGGUUGUGAAAGUGGCAGUAAGCUGCAUACCACCGAUGCCGACCAGGAGCAACAGGAGCAGGAUCAGGGCUAUUAUCUUGAACAGUAUGUACUUGGAGUACUCGACUUCAGUUCACAGUAUGGCAUCGAUUAUAGCAUCUCGUAUACGGCAUCAAAUGUGAUUGGCAGGCCGACAAAAUUUCCCGCCUAUGGCGAUUACCCGGAAACCUUUACCAUGCGCACAUAUGGCGACUGGUGGCAAAGAGCUCCAUCGGCGACGCGUGAUAUUCAGCCCCAGAAUAUGCCUCCAAUCGAUACCCAUGACUAUAUAGUUGUUUAUUUUGAGGAGUUUGUAGUACCCACCGAAGUGGCAAUUUUCGAGACGUUUAAUCCUGGAGCCGUGGUACGCAUUUGGGCCUAUAGCAUGACGAAACAUUGGCACUGCCUUUGGGAGGCAACAGCCAAAGAUCUCAAUUAUCUUUGUCAUGACUCACGACGCUUUGCUCCGCCACUAAAGAAGACCUCGAUCAUAACCAAAACACUUCGGAUUGAGUUUAAUCAUAGCAAUCUAAAUUACUAUACGGAAAUCGAUGCCAUCAUGCUCUGUGGACGCACUGUCUCCCAUCGGCGCAUUCAAAAUCUGCUAGGCAAGGCCCGAGCCCAUUCACAAACACAGAUAUCCCUAGCAGCUUCAGCUCUAGGAUCAUCCUCGACAGCAUUAGCUGUUGGUCAUGGACCUAUUAGCUGUAAAUUGCGAUCACUUAAAUUCCAACCCAUUUGUCGUAGCGAUAAUAAUGCUGAUGCUGAUCCUGUAACUGGGGCAUGUAAGAAAUUCAUCAAUGAUUUCAUCAAUAAUGAUCUCAGUCAGUUUCUAUUGGAUAAUCGCUUGGCUAACGAAAUGGUGGAGCAACAACAACAACAACAGCUGCAGGAGAUGCAACUGACCCCGGCCAAUGUUCAUGCUCAGGCUGCCGCUCGUCGCAUCUGUUUGACCGAUUUGCCAUUUGAGAUAUUAUUGAAAAUACUUAGCUAUUUGGACUUACAAUCAUUGUUUCGUGUGGGUCAGGUGUCACGUAUAUUCUAUGAUAUAUCCACACAUCCGUUGCUAUAUGUUGAGAUUAACCUGAAGCCAUAUUGGCAAUUGGCCAACUCGGAAUUAUUAUGCACACUGGCACGUCGUGCCACAAUUCUACGCAAAUUGGAUUUGUCUUGGUGCGGGGGUUUCGGUGAUGUCUCACCCACCGAAUUUAAGAAAUUUCUUACCCAGCGUGGCGAUAAUCUCACCCACCUGCGGCUAAACUCAUGCAAAUUUCUCAAUGCCAGCUGCAUCGAGACCGUGGGCAUUGUCUGUGAUAACUUAAAUGAAUUGAGCCUACGCAAUUGUGCCACCGAUCCUCCACUAUUGAAUUUCUCUUGUUUGGUCAAUCUCAAGAAUUUGGAGCGACUGGAUCUCUUUCAGACUGCCUUCGAGACUGAGCUAUUGCUGAGCAUGCUUGAGGGCAAUCGAAAGCUAAAACAUUUAAAUCUGGCUUUUUGUGGCGUAUCGGUUAACAUGGAUAAUGUGGCUGCCCAUUUGGCCAACUAUAAUACGCAGCUUGUCUCCUUGGAUAUGUGGAAGGCUCAUUUUCUAACAGCCCGUGGCUUGCAAUCGCUCUCACAUUGCCAUCAGCUGGAGGAGCUGGAUUUGGGCUGGUGUUUGCGUGAGGCCUCAUUGGGCGAUGGCCUAUAUCAGCUGUUGGUAAAUUGCCCAAAGCUAAGGAAACUCUUUCUCUCAGCUGUACGCGGCACAACCGAGCACGAUCUUCGUCAUAUUGCUCAGCUGGGCAAAAACCUCGAGCAAUUGGAUUUGAUGGGCAUAUUAAAUAUAACACACGAACGUGUCUAUGAUAUUUUGAUUCAUUGCCCCAAACUUCAAUUGCUGGAUUUAAGUUUUUGCGAGAACAUUAUGGAUCGAGAUUUUGAUAUUCUGGCGGAUUGGUCCCGUUUGUUUAAGGUCAAUAUCAAGAGCAGCCGCAUCUAUGAUCCAAGAUAAUGAACAAUGUUGAGAGGUAGUCUGACCUCGUAGCUAUUGUAUAUAGGUAUAUACAGAAAUAUAUAUUUAUGAUGUCUUCUUUGUAUUCAUAUGUGUCUAGCAAAAAUGUUAAAAAUAAAAUUGUUAUGAGAUAUA